This is a messenger RNA of Aspergillus mulundensis, 933 nucleotides long. RefSeq names its product heme-dependent oxidative N-demethylase family protein. Lineage: Eukaryota; Fungi; Ascomycota; Eurotiomycetes; Eurotiales; Aspergillaceae. The transcript has 3 exons. The record is from RefSeq and is a predicted model, not a curated record. The coding region runs from base 1 to 933 and encodes 310 amino acids.
AUGGAUGUUCGAAAGCUAGACGUGGAGAAUUGGCUCACAUUGGACAAGAACUACAUGGAUGAGCAUGUUGUUAGGAGCCAAUUGCUUGCACAAGAGAGACAUAAGGUCCUUCAAUGCCUACCAGAGUCAUAUGAAGCGUGUCUUGAAGCAUUGGAGGAGGUGGUCGAGUUUCUGACCCAGCGAUUCUCAAACAUGUUCGAUAUGAAAAAGCACGGUGAGGAGACAACAGUGUACAACAAAGUCACGGGCGAAACAUUCGUCUUUGGCGGGAAAAGAACCGGGCAGAUGGACCCGUUGGAGAUCGCUGUGAGAUUGACUAUGGAGGACCUCAGCAUUCUGAUGAAGAACGAGGAUGGGGAGUAUUACCUUGCCGCAAGCGCAAGUCUCUUUCCCGUGGGUUGGACAGUAGCAGAACGGAUUGGGUGGACAAUCUCUCGGCUGCACAAUCCAGUGCCAUUAUGGCACCAGCAAGUAGCCAAUUCAGUCAGCAAGUUUCUCUGCCGUCUGACGCCCGAAUCUCCCAUGGAACGAUCCAACUACUUCGUCGAAGUCAAACGACCAGACGAAGACUUGUUCGAUAUCUUGUACCGUCCCACCACGCUAUCGGAGGACAAUCCGGAUCCAUCACCGCAGGACCUCGUUAUUCGGCGCGAAAGACAGACUUUCCGCAGGCUUCCCCGAACUGGGACCAUCGUGUUUGGGGUCAAGACUUUUCUGACCACGCUUGAUGAGCUCCCGAUGCAGGAGCUUGAGAAUCUGGCGAGAGAGGUGAAGAGCUGGCCGGAGCAUGUGGGUGAGUACAAGGGCAGAGAAAUCUGGGGUGCAAAAGCUCUCGAAUUCUGCGAAAAGAGACGUCAGCAACUGGGAAAGGCUUCCGGAAACGAGGAGGAAUGUCAAAAACAAGAGGAGAAGCUCGAAAAGUUGGAUGUCUGA